AUGGAGAAAUCUGAAGAUUUGCAUAGUCCCUCUAGGGAAGGACCAAGACGUCACUCAUCAACAAGCAAUACCAGUGAUGAGGAAUCUUCAAUAUCGUCACAAUCACAUCCAUCUCGCACGCCAACGAAUAACAACAAUCGAGCCAACUCGGAUACUUACUCUCUUGGCGACAAUGGCUGGGAGAGUAUCAGAGCGCCUGCCAAUGGCAUGUCCAUGAUGCGAACUGUAUCACGAAGAGAAUCAGCUUUAUCUCGAAUCCGAUCCAGACCGGUACCGCAAUUCACUCAUCCCUUGGCUCAUGUCAAGACAACGGAGGACCAAAUUGUCGAUUUUGACGGGCCCGAUGAUCCCUAUCGCCCGAUGAACUGGCCUAUGAAGAAGAAGGUCGUCACUACCGUGCUAUAUGGGUUCGUGACAAUGAGUGCAACUUGGGCCUCAUCAUCCUACUCGUCAGGAACACGUCAAGUCGCCGAACAGUUUUCUGUUGGAACACAAGUUGCCACACUAGGAACGACCCUUUUCCUCGUUGGAUUUGGCAUUGGGCCUCUUCUUUGGGCUCCUUUGUCAGAGGUCUACGGAAGACGGCAGGCCGUACUCAUCCCCAUGUUUAUUGCGAUGUGCUUUAGUUUUGGCUCAGCAGUCGCAAAGGAUCUCCAAACACUUAUGAUUACACGUUUCUUCUGUGCUUUCUUCUGUUCUGCGCCUGUGACAAACACUGGGGGUGUUCUGGGAGAUUUGUAUGCUCCGACGGAGAGAGGCAUCGCAAUGGCAGGAUAUGCGAUGGCAGUUGUGGGCGGUCCUGUUCUAGGUCCCAUUGUAUCGUCUGCUUUUGUACAAGACCCAAGUCUGGGCUGGAGGUGGACCGAGUACUUGACGGGAAUCAUACAAAUCAUAUUCCUGACAUUGGCGGUUAUCUUUGUAGAUGAGUCGUAUCCACCCAAGCUUCUCAUCUACAAGGCUCGAAGAUUACGACACGAAACAGGAAACUGGGCACUCCAUGCCAAGUUCGAAGAGUGGGAUGUUAGCAUAUCAGAGCUUGCCCGGAAAUUCCUGGUCCGUCCUAUUCAACUUAUAAUGACCCCAAUCUGCUUUCUCGUCGCUCUCUACGCCAGUUUUUGCUACGGAAUUCUUUACAUGCAGCUAGGUGCCAUUCCUAUUAUCUUUAGAGAGAUCAGAGGAUGGGGAACGCUUGUGUCUUCUCUUCCUUUCCUCUGCAUUCUUCUUGGGGCCAUACUCGGCUGUUCAGCAAACGUCUACAACCAACUGCUUUAUAACAAAGCUUACCACGCAGCUGGGAACAGAGCUGUGCCUGAGAAGCGACUUCCGCCUAUGAUGGUUGGAUCCGUUAUAUUCAGCGGUGGUCAGUUCGUAAUCGCCUGGACGGGUGGAAACACGGACAUUCACUGGAUCGUUCCUUGCAUUGGUCUAGUCCUGCUAGGAACAGGCUUUUUUACCAUCUUCCAAGCAGCACUCAACUACCUUGUCGAUACAUUCACCAUGUACGCCGCCUCUGCUAUUGCGGCUAAUACGUUUCUGCGAUCCAUGUUCGCGGCUGCAUUUCCCUUGGUUGUUGGACCUCUUUAUCACAAUAUAGGCGUUGGACCUGGUUCAAGUAUCACAGGUGGUUUUGCGGCGUUGUUGAUACCUGUUCCCUUUGUCUUUUACAUCUAUGGAAAGAGAAUCAGGGCGCGAUCGAAGUGGUCAAAGGCAUCGGUUUAUGACUGA
Fusarium pseudograminearum CS3096 is the source of this 1725-nucleotide messenger RNA. RefSeq lists its product as uncharacterized. The transcript is spliced from 3 exons. NCBI's taxonomy places the organism in Eukaryota, Fungi, Ascomycota, Sordariomycetes, Hypocreales, Nectriaceae. The record is from RefSeq and is a predicted model, not a curated record. Gene Ontology annotation, molecular function: transmembrane transporter activity. Bases 1 to 1725 code for a protein of 574 amino acids. Gene Ontology annotation, biological process: transmembrane transport.